Molecule: messenger RNA, 963 nt
Organism: Artibeus jamaicensis (Jamaican fruit-eating bat)
Lineage: Eukaryota; Metazoa; Chordata; Mammalia; Chiroptera; Phyllostomidae
Product: olfactory receptor 4K15-like
Biological process (GO): G protein-coupled receptor signaling pathway
Cellular component (GO): membrane
Molecular function (GO): olfactory receptor activity
Source: RefSeq, a predicted model, not a curated record
AUGUCUGGCAUAAAGGCUUUUGAACGCAUCUCAGAGUUCAAUAUUCAAGACUGGACUUUAGAAUUCACUGUGACUGAGGUAUACCUCAGGCUGCAGUUGGAAGAAGUUAACCAGUCUGUGGUGUCCAAAUGUACUAUUCUUGGGCUUUGUAAUUCAUGGGAGCUCCAGGCCUUUCUUUUAGUGAUAUUUUCUUCACUUUAUUUGAUUGCUAUUUUAGGCAACAGCAUCAUUAUGCUCCUGAUUAUCACUAAUAUGCAUCUCCACUCCCCUAUGUACCUCAUGUUAGCCAAUCUCUCAUUAAUUUAUUUCUGCCUUUCCUCAGUCACUACCCCUAAAAUGAUAGACUUUCUCAAGGAAAACAAGACCAUCUCCUUUGGAGACUAUAUGUGUCAGAUUUUCUUUGGACAUUUCUUUAGAGGGGGUAAGAUGGUGCUGCUUCUGUCAAUGGCUUACAACCAUUAUGUGACCAUCUGCAAACCACUUCAUUACUCCAACAUCAUGAACAAACAAAUGUAUAUUGCAUUAGUGAUGACAUCCUGGAUCAUUGGCUUUGUGCAUUCAAUUAGCCAACUAGCUAUGAUUAUGAAGCUCCCUUUCAGUGGACACAGAGAAUGGGAUAUCCUUUUUUGUUAUAUUCCACUCGUGAUAAAGCUAGCCUGCAUGGGUAUUUAUAUUCUAGAAAUGUUGAUAAAUGCUGACAGUGGGGUACUGGCAACCAUCUGUUUCAUACAGGUGUCGAUAGGUUACUUUUAUGUUCUGUUUACUGUCUGUCUUCUUUCUAAGGAUGAGGCAUCCAAGGUUCUAUCCACCUACACUACCCAUUACACGUGGCUACUCAGCAUCACCUGGGGGGACAAGUUUCUUGCUGUAUUUUAUAAGGUCAUCACACCUCUCCUACAUCUAGUCAUUUACACUCUAAGAAACAAGGAGAUUAAGAAUGUCAUUAAGAGAGUACAAUGUUAG